This is a messenger RNA of Candidula unifasciata, 321 nucleotides long. The record is from the annotation of a GenBank genome assembly. NCBI's taxonomy places the organism in Eukaryota, Metazoa, Mollusca, Gastropoda, Stylommatophora, Geomitridae.
AUGGCUGAAGUUGCAGAAGAGAAAAAAGCCGACGCCGAUUCGAAGCGUGUUCAUACCUAUCCUUUAAUUAGGCAUUCAGACAUGAUCGAUGAAAUGAAGAAUGAAGCUAUGGAACUGUGUGUGACAGCCUGUGAAAAAUUUGCUGCAAAUAAUGAGAGUGCAGCAAAGAUGAUCAAAGAAACCAUGGAUAAAAAGUUUGGGGCCUCCUGGCAUGCUGUUAUUGGUGAAGGUUAUGGUUUCGAGAUUACCCAUGAAGUGAAGAACCUUCUGUAUAUGUUUUUUGGUGGAAAUAUGGCCAUAAUCUUGUGGAAGUGCUCAUGA